GGUAAUUCCCAUUGUCGUCGACGUUUAUCGAUUGUCGUCGACGUUUAUCGACCCAUGUAUAUUUUAUCUUAUAUUUAUAUAAUGUCAAAUUACUUUUAUAUUUGCCAUUUAUAUUUCUUUUAUUGAGCGGUUACGACGUACGAAACAUCAUUGAAGAACACGUCUUAUUAUAAACUAUAAAAUUUGAAAAAUGUCUAAUCCUUACAAUUCAAAUUAUAAACACAAAUCGGGAAGUUUAAAACGGAAAGAAAAAGAAAGAAGGGAACUAGAAAAAUGUAAAUCUGACAAGAAACAAAAAGUACUUGGGGAUUUUUUUAAUCAAUUUGAAAGCUCUCCGAUCACAAUACCUGAUGCUUCUCAAAACGUUGAUAAAAAAAAUUUAUUAACUACUCGUAAAUCGGUUUCAAAUAUAUCUUCUUCACUUAUAAACUGUACGUCUGAUUCAUUUGAGUUAAAUAUUCAUCAAACCAAUGUUCAGGAUUCAUCAAGUGACUUCUCAUUAAAUAAACCUAUAUUAUCUUUACUUAUCUUUAUUUAUCUUAAUGAUUAUGCAAUGCUUUACAUAGAAAGAGAUACAGCAGAAUUAAUAGAUUUACAAUCUACCAUCAAAAUUUUUUCAGAAAAAAAAGCUAGAAAAGGUUAUAAAAGUGAAUUAUUAUAAAUUAUAAUAA
This is a messenger RNA of Myzus persicae (green peach aphid), 671 nucleotides long. RefSeq lists its product as uncharacterized. The record is from RefSeq and is a predicted model, not a curated record. The coding region runs from base 191 to 661 and encodes 156 amino acids. The transcript is spliced from 2 exons. Lineage: Eukaryota; Metazoa; Arthropoda; Insecta; Hemiptera; Aphididae.